UAGCACAUGCAUGUACAUGUUACCUGUAAAUAACCUAAGUGAUGUCUAUUUUACUGUUAAUUUUCAUUUUGUAAUCAAUGAUAAGAAGAUAGAAAAAAUAUGUUUUUCAUUGAUGCUGUAAUAUGUAAUCCUCACAUUUUUUUCUGCAAACGCGCUAGUUAAUAAACAAUCAAAAGAUUACACAAAUGAUAUUUGAAUAUGUCGUUAAUAUGUUCAGUGAGAGAUGAUUUCAAUGAAAAUGUGUUCACAUAGCCUGCGACAACGGAUGGUACGGCCAAGACUGUCUUACCCAAUGUGGUCAUUGUCUUAACAACGCUGCCUGUAAUAAGACUUCCGGUAUGUGUCCAGAUGGAUGUGCCGCAGGAUACAAAGGUUCUCUCUGCAUUGAUGUGAUUCCGUCUGAGCUCAUAGGACCAGCUGUUGGCGGUUCGGUUGGGGCUAUUGUUGUUAUCGCAAUCAUAAUUGUAUCAAUGAUCGCAAUUAGAAGGAGGCGUUCAACGCCAACUAAAAGACAUCAGUUCGACGACAUUCCUGUUGCAAUUCAGAAUAACACAGAUUUUAAAAUCGACAAAACACCGACAACGUCAAAGAAUAAACCUCUGAAAGGCCCAACUGGAGCUGUGUAUGAAAACGCAGGGUCUCCAGAAGAAGACGGCCUUAACUACAACAGCGAACCGCUACAUAGAGAACUAAAACGUACUGAAAUACGUCUCAUUGCUGUCGAUAAACUGCGAACGUUCGUACGAGACAACUACCAGAACAAAACAAUCUUCCAGCAAGAAUUUGAUAAAAUACCAUAUGGUCUUCAACAUCCGACGAUUGUGGCAUCUUCAGCCACAGCCAAAAAUAGAUACAAGGAGAUGUAUGCAUACGACCAUUCUCGAGUGAUUCUCAGAAGAAUCGCCGAUGAACCACAUUCCGACUACAUCAACGCCUGCCAUGUCGAUGGCUACACGGAAGAAAAAAAGUAUAUUGCGUCCCAAGGUCCGGUCAACCCAAUGGUAGGCGAUUUUUGGAGAAUGGUGUGGGAACAAGACGUCUUUAUUAUAGUUAUGACUACGAAACUCGUUGAAGAAGGAAAGAUGAAAUGUUUGAAAUACUGGGGCGAAAGCAAACCGAUAAUACACGGCACCUUUGCGGUCACACUUUCAGAAGAAAAAGACUAUUCAUGUUAUACAAUUCGAACGAUUACUUUGCAUGAAAAGGAUAAACCACAUGUUUCUCGCAUCGUGACCCAGUUUCACUACACUACUUGGCCCGAUAAAAGCGUGCCAAACAGCAGCACAAGCCUCGUACAAUUCUGGAGAAAGAUUAGGUGUCAAAAAAGAACAACCAAACAAGCAUGGCUAAUACAUUGCAGGUAA
This is a messenger RNA of Dreissena polymorpha, 1364 nucleotides long. Its product is annotated as receptor-type tyrosine-protein phosphatase kappa-like. The record is from RefSeq and is a predicted model, not a curated record. Gene Ontology annotation, molecular function: protein tyrosine phosphatase activity. Gene Ontology annotation, biological process: protein dephosphorylation. Bases 339 to 1364 code for a protein of 341 amino acids. The transcript is spliced from 10 exons. NCBI's taxonomy places the organism in Eukaryota, Metazoa, Mollusca, Bivalvia, Myida, Dreissenidae.